Etheostoma cragini (Arkansas darter) is the source of this 3509-nucleotide messenger RNA. It is a transcript of the gene lhx9, whose product is annotated as LIM homeobox 9. Gene Ontology annotation, biological process: regulation of transcription by RNA polymerase II; neuron differentiation. Lineage: Eukaryota; Metazoa; Chordata; Actinopteri; Perciformes; Percidae. The coding region runs from base 456 to 1652 and encodes 398 amino acids. The transcript is spliced from 5 exons. Gene Ontology annotation, cellular component: nucleus. The record is from RefSeq and is a predicted model, not a curated record. Gene Ontology annotation, molecular function: RNA polymerase II transcription regulatory region sequence-specific DNA binding; DNA-binding transcription factor activity, RNA polymerase II-specific.
GUUCUCAAAUCCAGGCAGUCCCAACCUGACCUCCAAGCACCAAGGAACCCCUGACUGGGAAAUCUGGAGAGAGAAAUCACCAAAAAAGAAACAACAGAAAACUUUGUUUCAUUAUUUUUGGCGAAGUGUUCACACUGUAGCCCCCACCCCCUCCCCACCUCCCUCCACACCACCACGUCCACACCGGUUUGGCGCGUCAUUUGGACUAUAUAUUUUUCCUGGAGGAGAGACAUUUACGGGAAGAAGGAAAAUAGCUGGUGCACUACCACCACCUCCUCCUGUCCCACCCAUGUUGUAGUUUCUUCGUUCUUCGUUUCUUCCAGUUGCCUUUGCGCUCUGGCGAGGAGGUGAUCUGAAUCUCUGGGGUUGUGUUGUGGUUUUGUGUGCCUCUCUCAGAGUCUCAGAGCCCAUUUGGAUGCGCUGAGAGAGCGGGGCGCAGCGCUGCAGUACAGUAUAUGGAAGUUGUGGGCUGCAAGACAGAGGCAGGCAGUUGCACGUUGCGUCCAGGACCGGGAGCCAUGCUUUUCCACGGGAUCUCCGGGGAUCACAUCCAAGGGAUCAUGGAGGAGAUGGAGAGAAGGUCGAAAACGGAUUCGCGUCUGGCUAAGGGCAUACAGCUCAACGGGAGAGAGUCGACCAUGCCUUCCAUGAGCCCGGAGAAGCCUGCUCUGUGUGCCGGCUGUGGCGGCAAGAUUUCGGAUAGAUACUACCUCCUGGCCGUGGACAAACAGUGGCACCUCCGGUGCCUCAAAUGCUGUGAAUGUAAACUAGCGCUGGAAUCGGAGCUAACGUGUUUUGCCAAGGAUGGGAGUAUUUAUUGCAAGGAUGAUUACUACAGGUUCUCCGUGCAGAGGUGCGCGCGCUGCCACCUCGGCAUAUCGGCCUCAGAGAUGGUGAUGCGGGCGCGCGACUCCGUGUACCACCUGAGUUGCUUCACGUGCACCACCUGCAACAAGACGCUGACCACGGGCGACCACUUCGGCAUGAAGGACAGCCUGGUGUACUGCCGGCUCCACUUCGAGACGCUGGUGCAGGGACCGGACUACCACCAACAGCUCAACUUCGCUGAGCUGGCGGCGAAGGGCGGCGGCCUCUCCCUACCUUACUUCAACGGCACCGGUACGGCACAGAAGGGAAGGCCGCGCAAGAGGAAGAGUCCGGCCAUGGGGAUAGAUAUACCCAGCUACAACACAGGCUGUAACGAGAACGACACCGACCACUUGGACCGGGACCAGCAGGCCUACGCUCCGACUCAGAAGACCAAACGCAUGCGGACCUCCUUUAAGCACCACCAGCUGCGGACAAUGAAAUCCUACUUUGCCAUCAACCACAACCCAGAUGCCAAGGACUUAAAGCAGCUGGCCCAGAAGACAGGCCUCACUAAGAGAGUUCUACAGGUUUGGUUCCAAAACGCAAGAGCCAAAUUCAGAAGGAACGUUUUGCGACAGGAGAAUGGAGGUGUUGAUAAGGCUGAUGGCACCUCACUCCCUCCACCCUCAUCUGACAGUGGGGCCCUGAGCCCCCCCUCCAGCGCGGCCACACUAACAGACCUGACAAACCCCUCUAUCACUGUAGUGACCUCCGUCACCUCUAGUUUGGACAGCCAUGAUUCGGGGAGCCCUUCGCAAACUACCUUGACAAACCUUUUCUAACACGCUAUCCCUAGCAGACUGUUUUUUUUUUUUUUGUUUUUAAAUCUGAUUUUUAUUUUGUUGUUUUUAUUUCAUUUUGUUUUCUCAAUUUACAUUUUAUUUUUUUAAGUGACACCUUUAAAUCUACCAGAGACAGCUCCUUGGAACAGAAAGUGCUGUACUGUGUACACAAACAAGAACAACAAGAGCAAGAACAGAAGCGACCACAUUAAAACACAAGGAAAUCAUUUUAAUGUGUAGCAUUUGAAACAACAUGGCAGCCUUGUCUGUAGUUGACUUACAGUAUGCAGAGAUUGAUUUUGGACGGGACAUUUUUGAAGUUGAAGGCAUUAGAAAAUUGUCAUGGAUCCCACAAAUCAUCGGGAAAAAAAACUAAACUUGAAGCUUGUCUGGAAAACUAGAUUUUUACUCUUUAUUUGUACAUUUGUAUGGAAUUAUGAUUAAAAAAAGCCCUUCUUAAUUUAUGCUUAAUUGGUCAAUUUAAAAAAAAAAAUGAAUAUUUUGCCCUUGGUAACCUGUAUAUGUAUGCACUGUGUUCGCACUAUCCAAUUUAAAUAUAUUUUUUUUCUGUUUUGGAAUAAUUUGGGAAGUAAACUUGUAGAAUGUUCUGUAUAUGGGUAACCCCAGAAAACAGGCUUUAAUUAUUUCCGAAUGUUUCAGUCUUUAAGACUGAAGAAGUAAAUCGUCUAAACUGCAUUUUAAGCACCUAACCAUUGCAGCUUAUAUGGCAGGUAGAUGCUGAAACAACAUCUGUUUUAUGUCUUGAUUUACAAAUCUACUGUGAUAAAGAGAAAGAAGCUAAUCCUACAAUCUGUACAGUGGUAACUGUUCAACAUGUAAUGCAGUCACAUUGAUAGAAAUGGUUUGAUAAUUAGAAAUUGGAGAACAGUUUAUGCACGCUGUUGCAAUCGAUUGUUUUCAUGACAGAGCACUUUUUCCGAUUUGUUGGCCUCAUAGAUGAAACCGUCGUCAAAUGGAUAAAUCCUAGAUAACAUAUCCAUUGAUCCACAGCUAAACUCAAUUGCACAGUGACAAUAUACUGCCCAGUGAAAAGUGCAUUAUUGUUUUUAUCAUGUUGCUCAGGUUAACGAUGUGAUUUAAAAAAGGGAAAAGGAGUAGGUGUGAGAAAUUAAGUGGUUGCGACGUUUCAGACUAGAUUUGUAGAGCUGACAUGAACAUUCAAAUGUCCUCCGAAAGGUGGAGUCGUAACAGGCAGCCAGUGGGAAAUCAUUGUCCAUGUGUUCUCCUCUUUGGCCAUAUUUAUACUUUCUUUAAUCACACUUGCCACUGAACAGACCAAAAACAUGUUUCUUCUGGCUGAAAGAUAGAGAGAAAAGAAAGAGCAAAUCUUCAACGGCGUCGAUACAUUUCAUUGUGAGCGUCACAAUUUGUUCUAUUGUAGAACAAAGUGGUACUCUAGAUCUACUUAAUGAAGUAGAUGCCUAACUCAGUUCUACUAUGUGCCUUAUGCUAUAACUUGGGAGAAAGUUUGUGAAAUUCAGGAUAUAUGUGUUCUUUGUUAACUGAUUCACAUCCUUUUGACGCCUCACUAGUUUUGUACUGUUUUGCAUCUUAUUUCCGAAGAUCUUUUUAUGGUGUAUCCUGUUAAAAAGGGGGCAGCGAUGUCAUAGAAAGCAUUUGUGCACUCUUUCAGAUAUAGUUGGGUAAUCCAAGAACCUUAUAUAUUGAUCUUCGUGUUAAUAGUUGAGUACAGUAAGUGUUCUAUCAAGAUUGUCCAUGUUUCCCUGUUUCUUGAUAAAGAUGGUGUAUAGAAACUAUUUCCCCUUAAAUAUUUAUGGACCAAACGGUUGUUAUAUAUCUUAUUAAAUUUGUGUGAAUAAAAUACUUUGCUUUAAA